UCGUCACCUUCUAACGUCUGGUGCCCGCCAGGGCCCGGCACAGAGAGGGCGCAAUGGCCGAGCACGGGGCUCAUAUCACGGCCGCCUCUGGCGCGGAUGAUCGGCCCUCCAUCUUCGAGGUGGUAGCGCAGGACAGUCUGAUGGCAGCCGUGAGGCCCGCCCUGCAGCACGUGGCCAAGGUUCUUGCAGAAUCCAACCCUUCCCGUUAUGGCUUCCUCUGGCGGUGGUUUGAUGAAAUCUUCACUUUUCUGGAUCUCUUGCUACAGCAGCACUACUUGUCUAAAGCCAGUGCCUCCUUCUCUGAGAACUUUUAUGGCUUAAAGAGGAUCGUGAUGGGAGAUCCUGGAGGGGUCCGGAGGUUAGCCAGUGCUGGCCUCCCCAAGAAGCAGCUUUGGAAGUCCCUCUUAUUCCUGGUCCUCUUUCCCUAUUUGAAAGUGAAGUUGGAGAAGUUGGUCUCCAGCCUAAGAGAAGAGGAUGAGUAUUCCAUCCAUCCCCCCUCUUCCUGUUGGAAGCGGUUUUACCGAGCUUUCUUGGCAGCUUAUCCCUUUGUGACCAUGGCCUGGGAAGGCUGGUUCCUCAUCCAGCAGUUACUUUACAUCCUGGGGAAGGCUCAGCAUCAUUCACCCUUGCUGAGCUUAGCAGGAGUUCGUCUAGGUAGACUCUCGGCAGAGGAUAUCCGAGCUUUGGAAAAGGCGCUGGCUCGAGCUGGUGGGCUGCAGCAGCCAGCCACUAGUAUUCGAGAGAAGGUGCAGUCAGCUGUCAAGAAAGCUAUAGGAGGCCUUGCCUUGUCCGUCUCCACAGGCCUUUCUGUAGGUGUUUUCUUCCUUCAAUUCCUAGAUUGGUGGUACUCAUCAGAGAAUCAAGAAACCAUCAAAUCCCUGACUGCCCUGCCCACCCCACCACCCCCUGUGCACCUGGACUACAACUCUGAUUCCUCUCUGUUGCCAAAGCUGAAGUCGGUGUGCCCCUUAUGUCGCAAAACUCGGGUGAAUGACACCGCACUUGCCACCUCUGGCUAUGUGUUUUGUUACCGAUGUGUGUAUAACUAUGUGAGGAGUCACCAAACCUGCCCCAUCACAGGCUAUGCAACAGAAGUGCAGCACCUGGUUAAACUGUACUCCCCUGAAAACUGAAUGACCUUGCCAACUGUGCCCCAUGGUAAGACUACUCUGCCUACCAUCCAUUCUGCCAUAGGAUGGAUACGUGGUAUUGCUCAGCCAGACCCAUCCAUCUUAGUCACCCAUCUCAGGACCUCCUCAACCUUAAAGAGUCUAGCAAAACAUUUUUUUAAAUCAAAUACAUACCCAUUUGAAUGUAGCCUAUUAAUAUGCCUUCUAAUCCCCAUCCAGAAAUUAAUGAAAACAGAGUCAAGUUGCUAAAUGAAGACAUAACCAAGGGUCAUUAGUCGAGGGGGACAGAGUUGUUAAGAGGAUCACAUGAAAUAAGAUAUGGAAAGCACUUUAAUCAAGUUAUGAGUGCCCCGUUAGGUGGAGGGAGGAAGAGGGAGAGAUGAAGCUCUCAAUCUCUACUGUCUCCCAUACCUUGCAUCCAGACUACAGUCGCCCAAGAAGGAUCCAGAUGGGGAUGUGCAUGCACGAGGCAGGCUCCUCUUCAAGGACUCACUUGCCUGCCAAUAAUGUUUUUUAGGUGUUCAAGGAGGAUUUUGUUUGCUUCGAAUGGAAAUAAAGCUUAAGAAAAUGAGUCACUUUUUCAAGCUGACACCCCUUCAGCACAGUUCUUAUUAAUGCCCCAUCUAGUUUGGAUUGUGAUUUGGAGUGAAUCCUUCACAAGUACAUAAUUUGCCUUUCUUUGGAAACUGGAUAAGGUCAAAUAAAGUAUUAGGUGGAUUUUCCAUUUAGAGCAGUCUGAGAAUUUUAAGUGUGAAAGUCAAACUUACAAACCAUAAGGAGAAAAUACAGUUAGACCUGCACUAAUCCAACUGUCAUAUAGUCACAGAGUAUCAGAGCUGAAAGGGACCUCUAGUCCAAGUCCUCAAUUUACAGAGAAAGAAUAGAGGCUUCUAAGUGAGUGAUUUGCCCAUGGUUACCCAGCCAGUUAAUGACAGAGCCAGGACUAGAAUCCAGGCACCCUGACUUCCUCACCCAGUGCUCUUUUCUCCACUGUGCCAUAAAUAAAAGGGAGCAGAAAAACAGUUGUGUGUGAGCAUUUUCUGCUAACUCCCAAAAGUGUUUGCUUAGCUAGCAUGAACACAUCUCACCACUACUAACUGCAAUUUUUAUGAAGCCCCCUCUGUAAUGUAGCCCAAAAAUAAAUUUUGGUUUUACACAAUACAAAAAUUCGCUGCUUU
Vombatus ursinus (common wombat) is the source of this 2308-nucleotide messenger RNA. It is a transcript of the gene PEX12, whose product is annotated as peroxisomal biogenesis factor 12. Bases 54 to 1133 code for a protein of 359 amino acids. Gene Ontology annotation, molecular function: protein binding; zinc ion binding; ubiquitin-protein transferase activity. Gene Ontology annotation, biological process: protein import into peroxisome matrix; protein monoubiquitination. The transcript is spliced from 3 exons. NCBI's taxonomy places the organism in Eukaryota, Metazoa, Chordata, Mammalia, Diprotodontia, Vombatidae. The record is from RefSeq and is a predicted model, not a curated record. Gene Ontology annotation, cellular component: peroxisomal importomer complex; peroxisomal membrane.